Molecule: messenger RNA, 797 nt
Organism: Fragaria vesca subsp. vesca
Lineage: Eukaryota; Viridiplantae; Streptophyta; Magnoliopsida; Rosales; Rosaceae
Exons: 5
Coding region: 192-653 (153 amino acids)
Source: RefSeq, a predicted model, not a curated record
AUCUUCACGUGCUUGCUUUCUGUACACUCUUAUUUGUUCUCUUCCUCAUCUUCAAAUCUGCAAACCUUAUCCGAUUUCUGCCUUCUGGGUCGUUAAAAAGAGAUAACUAUCACACCCAUCAGUAGUUAAAGUCGUUCGUUGCCAACCGACAGAGAAACCUAACACAGCAGUAACGACCUAACCAGUUAGCUAUGGAUCAGAACAAGAAGCAAGUCGGUGCCCCAAGCCAUAGCCAUGGCUCUUCUUCUUCUUCUUCUUCUUCUUCUUCAACAACCACGAACCUUGACCAUCUCUUUGGUCCUAGGGACUCGUCGACGUCUUCAGCUUCUUCAUCUCUGUUCAGCACUAUUUUCCCACCACCCUCAUCCACGGGACCAGGGAGAGAUAGAAUUUCUGGUAAUGCUACUCGAGGCAGCAGCAAGAGUUCUGUGUAUCAGAAUAACGAAGGUACGGAUCCGCCUUGCAACUUUAACUCGUCAAUCUACUACGGCGGCCAAGAAAACUAUAAUGUACCGAAAAGUGGGAGUACAUACGAAUCCAAGAAUCACCAGCAUAACUUUAAGAAAGAUGGGGGUGAUGAUGACGAAUCGAGUGGAAGUAAUUCAAACAGUACUUCAAGAGGAAACUGGUGGAAGGGGUCACUUUAUUACUAAAUUCUUCUGCACGUACUAUUUGAACUCACCACCCUAUGGAAGAGGUGUGUGUCGCUCUAUGAGACUAUCCAAUCUACCUUAGUUGAGUUCAGCCAAAAAAAAAAAAAAAAAAAAAAUACUACCUUAGUUGACGCUAUGGAAAUA